This is a messenger RNA of Pipistrellus kuhlii (Kuhl's pipistrelle), 2442 nucleotides long. RefSeq names its product histone H4 transcription factor (gene HINFP). NCBI's taxonomy places the organism in Eukaryota, Metazoa, Chordata, Mammalia, Chiroptera, Vespertilionidae. Gene Ontology annotation, biological process: anatomical structure development; regulation of transcription by RNA polymerase II. The coding region runs from base 643 to 2115 and encodes 490 amino acids. Gene Ontology annotation, molecular function: DNA-binding transcription factor activity, RNA polymerase II-specific; RNA polymerase II cis-regulatory region sequence-specific DNA binding. The record is from RefSeq and is a predicted model, not a curated record. The transcript is spliced from 10 exons.
UGCUCAGUACUGUGUCACAGGUGGGUGUGAAGUGGCUUCUGCGCAGAAGCAGCUAAGAUUGCCCAGUUGGGUACAUGAGAAUAGAACACAUGAAACAAUCACGAUGACCAUGAGCAGCAUAAGGGUAGGUUUGAGAUGUUCCAGGGAAGCCCAGCAAACCCAUGCUCACCCCAGUGUCGAAGGCGCCGAGGGCUGUAGAUUGAAGGGCUUUCUCUGGUGUGCGGUUAGGCAUAGUAGGCUCCUGUACUGUGGGCAUGACGGGUUUUAUGGAUUUUAUAUUCUCUCUUCCCGCCGCCUCUCCGUGUGUAGUAGAGGCCUUUUUCAUAGGUCCUGCCUGUCUCAGGGAGGCCAGAGGGAGCCAUGCCUGCUCCCAGGGUCCACAUGGGGGGGCCUUGAGAAUCAGUGAGAAUUAGAAGUCUCCAGGUGAGGUGACACUUGGGACAGAGUCAAGGCCUCUAGCAUCCUCUCAUCCCCCAGAACUUUUGCUCAGUGUCAUCCUCUGCUGUCUGUUUUCCUUUAAUGAGGGAAACUUCUCAAACUCUGUUCUGGAACUGCCCGCAUGAGAAUGGAGUGCUGAGUUAAAGGGGAGAUUCCCAGGCUUCACCCCAGCCUUCCUGAAUCCAAGCCCCUCUGGUGAAGGCCAUGCCGCCCCCUGGGAAAGUCCCCCGAAAGGAGAACCUGGGGCUGCAGUGUGAGUGGGGGUCCUGCUCCUUUGUGUGCUCAGCCAUGGAGGAGUUCUUCGAGCAUGUCACUCAGCACCUGCAGAAGCACCUGCACAGCUCGGGGGAGGAGGAGGAGGAAGAGGAGGAGGACCUGCUGGAGGAAGAGUUCUCCUGCUUAUGGCAGGAGUGUGGCUUUUGUUCUCUGGACAGUUCUGCCGACCUUGUCCGCCACGUCUACUUCCACUGCUACCACACGAAGCUGAAGCAGUGGGGGCUGCAGGCCCUGCAGAGCCAGGCCGACCUCAGCCCUUGCAUCCUGGACUUCCACAGUCGCAACAUCAUCCCCGACAUCCCGGACCACUUCCUGUGUCUGUGGGAGCACUGUGAGAGAUCCUUCGACAAUCCCGAGUGGUUCUACCGGCACGUGGAAGCGCACAGCCUGUGCUGUGAAUACAAAGUCGUUGGCAAGGACAGCCAUGUGGUGCUGUGCGGCUGGAAAGGCUGCACCUGCACCUUCAAGGACCACUGCAAGCUUCGUGAGCACCUGCGCAGCCACUCCCAGGAGAAGGUGGCGGCCUGCCCCACCUGCGGGGGCAUGUUCGCCAACAACACCAAGUUCUUAGACCACAUCCGUCGCCAGACCUCACUGGAUCAGCAGCGCUUCCAGUGCUCUCACUGCUCCAAGAGGUUUGCCACUGAGAGGCUGCUGCGAGACCACAUGCGUAACCAUGUGAACCACUACAAGUGCCCUCUGUGCGACAUGACCUGUCCCUUGCCAUCUUCCCUCCGCAACCACAUGCGCUUUCGCCACAGCGAGGACCGGCCCUUUAGAUGCGACUGCUGUGACUACAGCUGCAAGAAUCUGAUCGAUCUCCGGAAGCACCUGGAUACCCACAGCAAGGAGCCAGCCUAUAAGUGUGAUGUUGAGAACUGCACCUUCAGCGCCCGAGCCCUCUGCUCCGUCAAGUCCCAUUUCCGGAAAGUGCAUGAAGGUUACUCAGAGCCAAGGUACAAAUGCCACGUGUGUGACAAAUGCUUCACCAGGGGUAACAACCUCACUGUGCAUCUUCGAAAGAAGCACCAGUUCAAGUGGCCCUCAGGGCACCCCCGUUUCCGAUACAAGGAGCAUGAGGACGGCUACAUGCGGCUGCAGCUGGUUCGCUAUGAAAGUGUGGAACUGACACAGCAGCUGCUGCGGCAGCCACAGGAGGGCUCGGACCUGGGAGCGUCCCUGAACGGGAGCGGCCUGCAGAGCAUCAUUCUAGAAACAGUGCCCGGGGAGCCAGGGCCCCCGCCAGAGGCGGGAGAGGAGGGCCGAGGUGGUGAGGACGGCCUCUCGGCCUCUCAGGACACCUCCGGUCCUGUCAUCCACGUGGUGAAUCAGGCCAAUGCCCAGGAGAUUGUCUACUAUGUGCUGUCCAAAGGCCCGGGAGAGUCCCACCCCAGCCCCUGAGCCCCCCAGGGGCCUCAGGAAAAAGCUUCAGGGAGGAGCUGGGAACCAGAAGUCCGGAUGGCGUGAAGGCGGUCAAGCAGCAACAUUCCGAGCCCAGGCUUGGGUCUGAGCCAGGCUGGUGGCAGUGCCCCUUGGGGCAGCCCUUGCCAGUGGAUGCCUUUUGGAGGGGUGCUGGGAGCAGUGUGGUCCACUCAGGAUCUGGCUUGCAUCAGUCGGCAGAUUCUGAGGACUUUCCUUUUCUGCCACACCAUGCCUUUGUGGGGACCCUGAGGAGCUGGGACCGAGGAGGAUAGCCUGGUUGUGUAUGUUCUUUUCUGUAGAGGGAGC